AUGUUCAGUUGGCUCGGUGGUGAUUCUUCGAAGAAGAAAAAUAAAGAUGUAUUGGAUUCCGUUAGCGAAGGUCUGCGAAAGAUCUAUAAGCAGAAACUCUAUCCAUUGGAGGAGUAUUACAAGUUCCAUGAAUUCCACUCUCCUGCUCUCGAUGACCCUGAUUUUGAUGCUAAACCAAUGAUUCUUUUGGUAGGACAGUACUCGACAGGGAAAACCACGUUCAUUAGAUACCUCCUCGAAGAAGACUUUCCUGGUAUUCGCAUUGGUCCUGAACCAACCACAGAUAGGUUCAUUGCAGUGAUGCAUGGUGAUGAGGAAGGAGUUGUACCUGGAAAUGCGCUCGUUGUCGAUGCAAAGAAACAGUUCAGAGCGUUGAGCGGAUUUGGCAACGCAUUCUUAAACCGUUUUCAAUGUUCAACGUUGAACAAUCAAGUACUUGAAAGUGUGACCAUAGUGGAUACGCCUGGUAUUCUUUCUGGAGAAAAACAACGUAUCGACCGCGGUUACGACUUUACUGGAGUUUUGGAAUGGUUCGCUGAACGUGUAGAUCGUAUUAUUCUUCUCUUCGAUGCGCAUAAACUUGAUAUUUCCGAUGAAUUCAAGCGAUGUAUCGAAGCGCUAAGUGGAAAUGAAGAUAAGAUAAGAAUUGUUUUGAAUAAAUCUGAUAUGGUGGAUCACCAGCAGUUAAUGCGUGUUUAUGGAGCUUUAAUGUGGUCCUUAGGAAAGGUAUUCAAGACACCUGAGGUCUCUCGUGUUUACAUUGGGACAUUCUGGGAUCACCCUCUUCAUUAUGACAUAAAUAGGCGUCUUUUCCAAGAUGAACAACAUGACCUAUUCCAAGACCUGCAGGCCCUUCCGCGAAAUGCUGCCCUUCGCAAGCUCAAUGACUUGAUCAAACGAGCGCGUUUAGCGAAGGUUCAUGCUUUCAUAAUUUCUGAGUUACGCAAGCAAAUGCCAAGUAUGAUUGGAAAGGAAAAGAAGAAAAAGGAACUUAUCCAAAAUCUCGAUAAGAUUUUCGAACAGAUUCAGCGUGAGCACAACAUAUCUCCAGGAGAUUUUCCUGAUGUAAACAAAAUGCGUGAAAAGCUGCAGAACCACGAUUUUACCCGAUUCAAUCCUCUGAAACCAAAAUUGCUGGAAGUUGUUGACGGCAUGCUUGCAAGUGAUAUCGCCCGCCUCAUGGCUCAAAUUCCAAAGGAGGAAGCUCAGAUGACUACCUCUGUAGUUACAAAUGGCCAUAUUGCGGAGCAACCAACAGUGAAAGGUGGUGCUUUCAGUCAGGCUCAGGAGGCCGAAACUCCAUUCGGGUUUGGACGAGGUGAGGGAUUCGAUAAAGGUGCCGAUGAGAGUGAAUGGGUAGUUAGUCGUGAACGACAAGAUGCAGACUCUACAUUUUCUAGUCUCGGUCCCAUUAACGGGUACAUUAGUGGUCGUGUGGCAAAAGAACACAUGGUUAAAUCAAAGCUUCCAAACUCUGUGCUUGGAAAAAUUUGGAAAUUGGCAGAUGUUGACCGAGAUGGACAGUUGGAUGCAGACGAAUUUGCCCUCGCUAAUUAUCUGAUCAACCUUAAACUUGAAGGUCACGAACUACCUGUCGAGUUGCCUAAACAUUUGAUUCCGCCAUCAAAACGAGAUAUGGAGACUGAGGGUGGAGCGCUUGUCAAGACCUAA
Molecule: messenger RNA, 1671 nt
Organism: Angiostrongylus costaricensis
Lineage: Eukaryota; Metazoa; Nematoda; Chromadorea; Rhabditida; Metastrongylidae
Source: the annotation of a GenBank genome assembly